AUGCAGAGGCCAAGAACUCGGUCUUCUCAGCCGUAUCUGUCAGCCUCCGUCACCGAUCCCGUCAAAUUAGGCAAUGGCGUUGUUCAAGCUUACAUCUCGUACAGAGUCUUCACUAAGACGAACUUGCCGGAGUAUCAUAAAGGACCGGAGAAGAUUGUAAUCAGGCGGUACAGUGAUUUCGUGUGGUUAAGGCAUAGGCUUUUUGAGAAAUACAAAGGCGUUUUCGUUCCUCUCCCUGAGAAGAGUGCUGUUGAAAAAUUCCGGUUUAGUGCUGAGUUUAUUGAAAUGAGGCGAGCAGCAUUGGAUCUGAGUGAGGAUCUUAGAACCUUUUUGCAAGCUGAUGAAGAGACAAUGGAAAGAUUCAGGUUUCAGGAAACUGGUUUAUUCAAGACUAAGCCUGCUGAUCUAAUGCAAAUGUUUAGGGAUGUGCAAUCAAAAGUUAGUGAUGCUGUCCUCGGAAAGGAAAAACCUGUGGAAGAAACUACUCCUGAAUACGAGAAGCUUAAGCACUACGUUUCUGAGCUUGAGAACCACUUAGCUGAGGCUCAAAAGCAUGCAUAUCGCCUCGUCAAGAGGCAUAGAGAGUUGGGUCAGUCACUAUUGGAUUUUGGCAAGGCUGUAAAACUUCUUGGGGCUUGUGAGGGUGAACCUAUAGGGAAAGCCUUCUCCGAUCUUGGAACUAAAUCUGAACUUGUAUCGAUUAAACUCCAGAAAGAGGCUCAACAAGUGCUGAUGAACUUUGAGGAACCCUUGAAGGACUAUGUUCGUUAUGUGCAAUCCAUCAAGGCGACAAUAGGAGAACGAGGCAGUGCAUUCAGACAACAUUGUGAAUUGGCAGAAACAACAAAGUUAAAGGAAAUAAACCUUGACAAACUCAUGCUCACGCGUUCUGACAAAGUAGGAGAAGCUGAAAACGAAUACAGAGAGAUAAAAGCAGAAAGCGAGGAAGCAACGAUAAAAUUUGACAGGAUAGUGAAGAGAAUGGACGAGGAGAUAGUGAGGUUCCAAGAAGAGAAGACGGAAGAGAUGGGAGUUGCGUUUCAUCAGUUUGCUAAAGGACAAGCUCGCUUAGCAAACGGUGUAGCUGACACAAACAAAUUAGAUUACAUCUAA
Messenger RNA from Eruca vesicaria subsp. sativa (arugula), 1113 nucleotides. Lineage: Eukaryota; Viridiplantae; Streptophyta; Magnoliopsida; Brassicales; Brassicaceae. The record is from the annotation of a GenBank genome assembly.